GUUCCGCAGCGCUAAGCGGUCACCAUACCUGGGCUGCAUAUGUCCCGCAACGAAUAUGAAUGGGCGGGGUCUCUCCAUCCAAAAGCGCGGAGACCCUGCAGUGCCAACGCAUCACCGCUGAAGAAGAAUCGAGGGCAGUCAUGUCCUCCAAUCCCUCCGACCACGCCGGUUUCAAACGCUGUUUGAGAUCACAGCCACCCUGAAUCGGAGCGCCCCUCGAACAUUAUUGGCAUCUUAGAGUCAGCAUUGGAGGAUUCGCGAUUCGAGUGAACCCUUACCCCGCUAAGAUUCUAGCUCCCCCGACUUUCUGGAUCCAGGGGACGACGAAUGUUGCAACAACCAUCGCAAGACAUCCCCAACAUAGCAGAGAGCAUUGCCAAACAGUAGAAAACUUGUGCAGAGCACAAUAAUCCCUCCAUCAUGAACGUCGACCCUCUGACUGGCAAACCGCUCCCUUCGACCGCCAUCCAACGCAUCCUCUACCUCGCGCCCAAAGUCCACAUUUACCAGAUCCCACCUGCGACGUCUACAAAAGGCUACCAGGCCUCGACCUGGACAGCCGACAACAACAAGCUCCAAAUCUUCACGGCUCGACUACGCGUCGUCGAGACGUCAAUACCGUCGAAUGAGGAGCAACAAAGCAACGACGAUGCAGAGGAGAAGGUCACAACAACACUCCUAUUGGAAGACCCAAAAACGGGGGACCUGUUCGCCGCAGCGCCAUACACAAGUGAGAGGACGGUAGAGCAAGCAUUGGACAGUAGCCGCUUCUUCGCCAUCACCGUCGUGGGCGAGGGCAGGAAGGCGAUCCUGGGUAUGGGCUUCGAGGAACGCAGCGAAGCCUUUGAUUUUAGCAUUGCGCUGCAAGACGCCCGUCGCGUACUUGGCUUUGAACAAAACCCCGUUGCGACAUCAUCAUCCCGCUCCUCCAAAUCCGCACAAACGCCCGUCGCCGAAGAACCAAAACGCGAUUUCAGUCUCAAGGCCGGCGAAACGAUAUCGAUAAAUCUGGGAGGCUUGAAGGGACGCAGGUCAAGAUCACAUGAGGGAGGCGAGAAGAGUGAGGAAGGUGAUCGCAAGAGCGAACAAGAUGCGCUGUUCAGUAUAAAGCCGCCACCGGGAAGUGGGGGUGGGGGUCCCGGAUUCCUGCCACCGCCACCAAGUGCGAAGAGUGUCAAGGAGGAAAGGAGGAGAAGUCGGCAGAACUUUGAUGCUGCCAGCUUUCAAUCGCCCAAACAGACGGCGGAGGAUUUGGGCUUCGACGAUGGCGAGUUUGGCGAGUUCCAAUGAGAGGGGGCUACAAAUAAGUGGGAGGUAUUUUGUGCAUGUUUAGCAUUGGAGUUAUUGUUUGCACUGGUUUAGGUCCUCCGCGCAUGGGAGGCGUUUUGAAAUCAAGACAUAGCAAGUUUCAAGGAGACGCGAGUUUUGCUGAGUGUAUAGGUGCGUGUCGUCGAGUGAAAGCGAGGUGUGUUGGGUAUAUCAAUCUACAAAUGCCGAUCCUAUGUGCCCG
Molecule: messenger RNA, 1510 nt
Organism: Alternaria alternata
Lineage: Eukaryota; Fungi; Ascomycota; Dothideomycetes; Pleosporales; Pleosporaceae
Product: adaptin ear-binding coat-associated protein 1 NECAP-1
Exons: 1
Coding region: 421-1290 (289 amino acids)
Biological process (GO): endocytosis
Cellular component (GO): membrane; clathrin vesicle coat
Source: RefSeq, a predicted model, not a curated record